AUGUGCAGUAUGGCCCGAGCGGAAGUUAAAAGGGAAGGUGAUGAUUGUGACAUUCCAAAUGAAGCAGAUGACAUUCGUUUGAUGAGUGAAAGUCGGGUGGAACCUUAUCAUGGUUGCGAAGCUGGUCCGAGCAAUGAAGAAGCAACCAACAUGAACGUUGAAGCUGGCGGAGCUGAUGUGAAAAAAGAAAUGAAAUUUGAUUCGGUCGAAGAUGGAGAAGCUUUCUACAAUGUGUAUGCUAAAGCCAAGGGAUUUAGUAUACGAAAAUUCAGAUUUAACACAAAUAAAGAGGGAAAGGUUGUUUGUAGGCUGUGGUUGUGUUCAAGGGAAGGUCAGAGAUUACCAAUAUACUUGGAUCGUGUUGCUGAGAAGAGUAGAGCUCCCAAGGCACUAACAAGAGUAGGUUUCAAAGCCCAAUUUCGCAUACGGUACGAUACAGAUGCUAGUGAAGGGGGAAAGUAUGUUGUGACUCACUUCGUCGCAGACCACAACCAUGAAUUGGCAGAACAACACUGUGUGAUGUAUCUGAGGUCACAUCGCAGUUUAAACAGCGCUGACAAAGCUCAAGCAAUGGCUAUGCGCAACGUCGGUGUGAGGACUAGCCAAAUCAUGGACUAUAUGGUAAAUCAAUCCGGGUCUUAUGAGAAUGUUGGUUUCGUCCGUACGAAUCUGCAUAACCAUAUUCAAGCCGAACGUAGAGCACAAGUUGAAGAUGGUGAUGCGCAGGAUUCAAAAUCGCAGGCCGACUACGCAAAGUUUGGUGAUGUGUUGAUAUUUGACUCAACUUACAGAACCAAUGCAUACAAGAAGCCUUUUGUCAUGUCGGCUGGUGUGACUAGCCACUUUAGGACCACGAUAUUUGCAUGUGUUUUGCUAGCUAAUGAGACAAUUGAGACAUACACAUGGAUUUUGGAAACAUUUAUGGAGGCGAUGGGCAAUGAAGCACCUGUGUCCGUACUGACAGAUGGGGAUAAGGCGAUGCGAGAGGCAAUUAGAAGAGUAUUUCCAGACGCAAGACAUCGAUUAUGUAAUUGGCAUCUUGGGAAAAAUGCUGUUUCAAAUGUUCACAUAAGUGGCUUUGCACAUGCUUUCAAGCAGUGUAUGGACAUGGAAACGGAUGAGACAAAUUGGCUGUUGGAGACAUAUGAAAAGCGUCAUAUGUGGGCUGAGGCAUAUAUGCAUGGACAUUUCUUUGCUGGGAUGAAGAGCACUCAGUGCUCGGAGUGUAUGAAUGCUUAUUUCAAUCCCUUCCUCCAACACAAAUUGAAGCUAUAUGAAUUUGUUAGGCACUAUGAUCGGGCUCUUGCAAGGAUAAGGUAUAACGAGGCUGGAGAUGAUGCUGAAACAAAUAACACUUUUUUGGUAUUGAUUGCUCCAUUGCGAGAUAUAGAGUGA
Camellia sinensis is the source of this 1395-nucleotide messenger RNA. RefSeq names its product protein FAR1-RELATED SEQUENCE 5-like. The record is from RefSeq and is a predicted model, not a curated record. Lineage: Eukaryota; Viridiplantae; Streptophyta; Magnoliopsida; Ericales; Theaceae.